Oreochromis niloticus (Nile tilapia) is the source of this 2599-nucleotide messenger RNA. RefSeq lists its product as uncharacterized. The record is from RefSeq and is a predicted model, not a curated record. NCBI's taxonomy places the organism in Eukaryota, Metazoa, Chordata, Actinopteri, Cichliformes, Cichlidae. The transcript is spliced from 3 exons. Bases 62 to 871 code for a protein of 269 amino acids.
UUUCAACUCUUGUAUAUCAUUGGAUGUUCAUACCUGGGUGCAUAACAGCCACUAGAACAAGAUGUACAGUCCAACACGGAAUAGAACAGCAAGAGCUGAACUAACUUCAGUUCAGGCAGCACAAGAUGCCCUUCGACCAACACAAGAUGCUGUACAGUUCUUUCGACCAACACAAUAUACUGUUCAGCCCCCUCGGCCAACACAAGAUGCCAUUCGGUUCCUUCGACCAACACAAGAUGCCAUUCGGUUCCUUCGACCAACACAAGAUGCCGUUCGGUUCCUUCGACCAACACAAGAUGCCGUUCGGGCCCUUCGACCAACACAAGAUGCCGUUAGGGCUUUUCAGCCAAGACAAGAUGCCGUUCAGGCCCUUCAAACAACACAAGAUGCCCUUCAGGUAAAACAAGAUGCCCUUCAGGCAAAACAAGAUGCCCUUUAUGCAAAACAAAAUGCCAUUCAUGCAAAGCAAGAUGCACUUCGGGCCCUUGAGGCAAAACAACAUGCCUCUCAGGUCCUUCAGGCAAAACAAGAAGCCCUUCGGGCAACACAAGAUGCCCUUCAGGCGAAACAAGAUUCUCUUCGGGCAACACAAGAUGCCCUUCAGGCAAAAAAAGGUGCCCUUCGGGCAACACAAGAUGCCCUUCAGGCAGCACAAGAUGCCCUUCGGGCAACAGAACAUGCCCUUCAGGCAACACAAGAUACCCUUGGGUCAAGACGAGAUAUCCGUCAGCCUCUUCAGGCAACACGAGAUGGUCUUAAUGACACUUGUUCACCUUUUGUUGACGAAUCAGCAGCAGGUAGCAGUUCUGACUAUGAAGAAAUCAUGAAACGCAUUAAUAUGGAGUCUGAAACUGUGUUGGAUGAUGAUUAAAUAAACUUUAAUGAAAAUCUGCUCCACUCUCAGCUUAUCCUCUCUUUCACUUCUCCAGUAAUUUCAGUGGGUCCUGGAGGACAUCCUGCCUCUUGCCUUGUUCUCACAGCAUGGUCUCACUGAGCAAAAUACCCUGUACAAACAACUUCACACAAGUAAACAGCUCACCUGAUAUGCUGUUAAAGGUCUUUACACCUGUUAUUAAUGAUGAUUUUGAUGAUGAAACCUGCCUGUUCCAGUGCUCCUGUCCAGGCCUGUACCAGUGCAGUGUGACCGGCCUGGUGUUUUUAAUGCAGGGAGGAGGAGACGUGGUUUACAGGACUGUCCCUUGGAACAGGAAGCUGCUGGCCCAACACCACAAGAAGCCUGCAGGACCCCUGUUUGACAUCAAAUGUCAGCAGCAGUCUGUGUGUCAGCUUCAUCUCCCACACUGAGGUCAUCUCCACAGGUGGAGGUCAGUUCUUGCAGGUCGCUCAUGUGAAUGACGAGUGCAUCGAGUUUAUUAACCCUCACCUCAGGAUGAAGACUCUCCACCUGACCCAGUCCAAGCUUUGAUUCUGCUCUUCUACAAACCCCUUGUUGAUCCUGAUCUCAGAUCUUUCCUCAGUGUGUUGUUGCUUCCAAGGAACAUCGUGAUCCGUGAUUUACAGAAAACCAGCAGGAAACUAAAUGGAGAUGAGAGGUAUGUAGACACAUCUCCUCACUGCAAACUGCAUCCAAAGCAGGUUUACACUCUGUCUGCUGUUCCUGAGGAUGAUCUGAUUAAAGUUCAACCAAAAGAAGCUGAUUUUGAUGAUGAGUACCACGACAGCUACUUUACGUCAUUCCAGGUGAUUUUAAGAAGAAUCCUCACAGAUGUUAACCUGAGUCUGAAAGAUAAGAGCAGCUCCACCUGUGUUUGGGAAAGAGAUGUCUGUCUUUUCUCCCCUACAGUGGGAACUUUGAAUCGUCCUCCUUCUCAGAGGCUGGCAAACAUACGAAGCUGCUUCAUUGAAGGGAUAUCAGGACCUGUUCUCAGCAGCCUGAUCGACAAACUGCUGGAGAAAACGGUGAUAACUGAUGCAGAGAGGGAGGCAGCAGAUGCGAUGAAAAACAAAAGGGGAAAAAGCACGUUUUGUUAUUGAUACUGUGAGGAGUAAAGGUGAAGCUGCCAGUUCAGAGUUGAUUAACUUUCUCCGUGAGAAUGAUCACAUCCUCUGUGAGCACCUCAGGUUAAACUGAAUGGAUAUUUUAUGGAUCAAAAUGUGUUUCUUUAAUGAUGCCAAAGUCAUUUUUAUCUUUCUUUGACAACUGAAGUGAGUGAAGAAAGACAUUUUUAAAUGUUAUUCUGAAACCAUAUAAUUUAAACUUUUCAUCAAAUUUUGCAGCUGCAUUUAUUUUUAUUCUGCACUUUUGCACUUUGUCACAGACAUUCGAGUUCUUCUGUUAAGUUGUUGUGACUGUGUGAACCACAUCCGACAGGUGAAUAUAAUUAUUUGAAAAAAAGUUGAAUUAAUUAAUUAAAUUCAAUUUUGAUUUGUUUCAAACAAUCAAAGUUCUAUAAAAUUAAAAAUGUUUAUAAAUUGUUCUUUACGGCAGAUCUCACAUGUUAUUUAUGGAAGGAAGCACAAAGUUCUCUGUAUGUUUCUGAUUUAAAAAUCCACAAACGCACUUUUUGUAAAGACAGCUGAGUGAUGACAGUGAUUUCAACAUCCUAGUCUGAGUUUAAAUAAAGGGAAACAAACACUA